CAUCUUUUAUAUUGAAAAUUUAAAUCUAAACUCUUAAUUGGAAAUGAACUCUAAUUUACAAACAACUGAGCGCUGAAGUGUGGAGUUGUGGACAACACUACGUUUUCCAGCGGCGGUGUAUUUGUGGUGAACUGGUGAGGCGGGAGAAUGGUUUUGGCAAAGGGCCUGAGGCCCGCGCAGGUUGUGUUGGGGAUAUUAGCAGUACGUAUUCUCUCCGUAUUCUUGGUGCAAACUUGGUACGUGCCUGACGAGUACUGGCAGACUUUGGAGGUAGCCCAUAAACAUGCAUUCGGGUAUGGAGAACUGACCUGGGAGUGGCAGAAAGGCCUUAGAAGUUACUUAUAUCCAAGCGUUGUAGCAGUUUUAUACACAAUUCUUAAAUUCACUGGACUUGAUUAUGCGGAUGCAGUGGUUUUUAUGCCACGCAUCUUACAAGCUAUUAUAAGUACAGCAGCGGACUAUAGCUUUUAUAAAUGGACUGGCAAACGAAAAUGGGCCCUGUUUUUAAUUUUGUCCUCUUGGUUUUGGUUCUAUACAUCGAGUAGAACCCUCUUGCAGACCUUGGAAACCUCUCUGGUGGCCAUUGCAUUGUCAAUCUUUCCAUUUAAAGCGGGAAAACUUGGUUAUUAUGAAAAUGAAAAUAAUAACUGGAUAUGGCUGGCAUGUUUAUCUGUGUUUGUGCGGCCAACAUCAGCUCCAAUUUGGGUAGUUCUUGGAAUAUACAAUGUCAUGACAACCAGACAGGGACGACUGAAGCUUCUUCUGAGAACCUAUAUGCCUAUUGUAGUCCUAUCUGGUGGAGCUAUGGUGGCUCUAGACUCAUACUUUUAUGGUAGAUUGAUAAUCACUCCCUGGGAAUUCUUCAGGUUUAAUGUGCUUCAGAAUAUUUCCACCUUCUAUGGCAACCAUCCGUGGCAUUGGUAUAUAACACAAGGUCUUCCAGCAGUACUUGGUAUUAAUAUUUUCCCAUUAUUCUGGUCAAUUGUGUCAAUAGUCAAAAGACCAAGAGAGAACAGAAUUGGACUGGUUCUGUUAGCAGCCGCUUCUCUCCAUGUUGUAGUACACAGUUUUAUACCACACAAGGAAUUCCGGUUUGUUUUACCUUUGAUACCAAUUCUUCUGUACCUAAUUCAAGAUGUCAUAGUACCCUGGAGUAGAAAAGCCAAGAGAUGGCAGUUAUACACAGUGGCUCUGAGCAUUCUUCUUGGAAAUAUGGUACCUAGCCUCUACUUUGGCAUGGUCCAUCAAAGUGGUACUUUGAAAGUGAUGCCUCUGCUAAGAGAAGCAUUACCAAACAACCGGUCUUCCAUUUUAUUCAUGAUGCCUUGUCACUCCACUCCUCUGUAUAGCCACCUACACAUGAAUGUGUCAACCCGCUACCUCAACUGCGACCCGCCGGCCGCCUCACAUACCUACGAAGCCGAAGCCUUCUACCACAACCCUCAGCGCUGGUGGCGGUCGGUGUAUUCCACCAGACAGACGCCUUCGCUGGUGGUGCUGUUUGACGUACUGCAAGGCAGAGUGGAGGACCUGCUGAAAGGAUACAAGCUUAUACAUGAACUACCUCACACACAGUACCCUGAAGGCGAAGUAGGAGAAAAAGUGCUAGUGUACCAGAAGACAGAAAGACAAGCGAGUGCACAAACAGAUGAUAUUAUUCAAUGAUAGACCUAUAGAGAAUAUUUAACUGUUAGUAAAAUAUUCUUUAACCAAAUAAUAGUUGAUGCGGUCUUUCUAUUGGCCCUAGUGACUGUUUAAACUAAAAUCAGGUUGCACAGUGAUGGUAUAAUGUUCAAAAUAGUUGGGAUUUUUUGACUACUGUAUGUUUUUAUUGACUAAGUAGAUUUUAUUAAAUUUUAGAUUACUAUACAAAAAGAAAUGAAUAUGUCAAUAAUAUAAGUAUAAGUAGCUAAGUGUAAUGGUAACAUUAUACGUAUUAUGAUAAUUACAUUAUAUUUAAAGCAUUUUACAUUGAAUUCAAAUUGCAUUUUUACCGUUACAAGAGGGAUUGUUACUCUCUUAAUUUUUAUUUAAUAGAAAAUAUAAUUAUUAUUUAUGUGUAAUUUCUUUCAGAAAAUAUAAUUUUAUUUUUGACAUGUCGAUCUUUUAGAUUUAGUAUAGGCUUAUAUUCGAUUUAGUAAUGACAAAAAACGUUUUGGUUUUGGUGUAUUUUUAUUGAAAUAAGUUUUAGAAUUCGACGCGUCGCAAUUUGUGAUAGAAAUAUUGUAUCUUCAACCCGAUUGAGUUACUUAUGCCCGAGGUAGUUUAAUAAUACGUAUAUUAUAAUAUAUGA
Messenger RNA from Vanessa atalanta (red admiral), 2293 nucleotides. RefSeq names its product GPI mannosyltransferase 3 (gene PIG-B). Gene Ontology annotation, biological process: GPI anchor biosynthetic process. Gene Ontology annotation, cellular component: endoplasmic reticulum membrane. Bases 148 to 1665 code for a protein of 505 amino acids. Lineage: Eukaryota; Metazoa; Arthropoda; Insecta; Lepidoptera; Nymphalidae. The transcript is spliced from 11 exons. Gene Ontology annotation, molecular function: alpha-1,2-mannosyltransferase activity. The record is from RefSeq and is a predicted model, not a curated record.